CGAACCAUGGAUGGGAUUGUUGUUCGACAGAAAAGUAUCAUGUUUGACAUAUGGCAAGACUUAUUUUACGUCAUUCCAAUCAAGCGUAAAAUACGAGAUGUAUGAUUUUUCGAAAUACGGAUCAGUGCAAUUAUUCCUAAGAUAUAAUAUAGAAACGAAUUGUCUACAAUGAAGCUUGUAUCAAAGUAUAUUGAUAAAGAUGGGAAAGGGAGUGUGUCCCUGAUCGCAGAAAAUACUGAAGAUAUGUGGCAUACAUACAAUCUCAUUGGUAAAGGAGAUUUUGUUAGUUGUUCCACUAUUAGAAAAGUGCAAAUGGAAUCUGCAACCGGUAGCUCCAAUAGUCAUAGAGUCAGAACUACUCUUACUAUAUGUGUAGAAGUCAUCGAUUUUGAUAAACAGGCAUGUGUUUUAAGACUGAGGGGUAAAAAUGUAGAAGAAAAUAAAUAUGUUAAGGUGGGAGCAUAUCACACAUUGGAUGUAGAACAAAAUCGAAAGUUUACAAUUAGGAAAGCUAAAUGGGAUUCCGUUUUUUUGGAAAGAGUCGAUACUGCAUGCGAUCCUACACAGAAUGCAGAUGUUGCUGCCGUAGUGAUGCAAGAAGGCAUAGCACAUAUUUGCUUAAUAACUUCAAAUAUGACAAUAGUACGUGCUAAAAUAGAUCAAGUUAUCCCUAGAAAAAGAAAAGGAAAUGUUUCACAACAUGAAAAGGGCUUAGCAAGAUUUUAUGAAAAUAUAAUGCAAGGAAUAUUAAGACACAUCAAUUUUGAUAUCGUGAAAUGUGUUAUUCUUGCUAGUCCUGGUUUUGUCAAAGAUCAGUAUAUGGACUAUAUGAUACAACAGGCCAUUAAAACUGACAACAAACCAAUAAUAGAAAAUAAGAGUAAAUUCUUGCUUGUCCAUUCGAGUUCCGGAUUUAAACAUUCAUUAAAAGAGAUUUUGGCUGAGCCAGCAGUGAUGUCCCGUAUUUCUGAAACAAAAGCAGCUGGUGAAGUAAAAGCUCUAGAAACAUUUUUUACAGUACUCCAAACUGAUCCUUCGAGAGCAUUUUAUGGGAAGAAGCACAUUAAUAAAGCCAUUGAAGCUCAGGCUAUUGAAACAUUGCUUAUCUCAGAUAAAUUAUUUAGGUGUCAAGAUGUUGAUGUCAGGAAAGAGUAUGUUGAAAUAGUUGAAAACGUAAGAGACUCUGGUGGGGAUGUAAAAAUAUUUUCAAGUCUUCAUGUAUCGGGUGAACAGUUAGAACAAGUUACGGGAAUAGCAGCUGUAUUACGUUUUCCUAUGCCGGAAUUAGAAGAUGAAAGUGAUGGCGAAAGCGAUUCAGAUGAAGACGAUUAAGGGCUAAUGUAACGUGCUAUCGUACAUCUUUGUAUAUACUUGUGCUGUGCGCAAUCAAAAUAUAUUAAUAAUAAAAGUGCAGAUUAAUUGUACCUUUCAAAUA
This is a messenger RNA of Hylaeus volcanicus, 1435 nucleotides long. Its product is annotated as protein pelota. The record is from RefSeq and is a predicted model, not a curated record. The coding region runs from base 169 to 1332 and encodes 387 amino acids. Gene Ontology annotation, cellular component: cytoplasm. The transcript has 10 exons. Gene Ontology annotation, biological process: nuclear-transcribed mRNA catabolic process, non-stop decay; ribosome disassembly; RNA surveillance. NCBI's taxonomy places the organism in Eukaryota, Metazoa, Arthropoda, Insecta, Hymenoptera, Colletidae.